Messenger RNA from Fraxinus pennsylvanica, 2070 nucleotides. The record is from the annotation of a GenBank genome assembly. Lineage: Eukaryota; Viridiplantae; Streptophyta; Magnoliopsida; Lamiales; Oleaceae.
AUGUUCAAUGUGGGUGAUUCUUUGGGUUGGUAUGACAAUAUUGAAAAGCCUAAUGUUGAUUACCAAAAAUGGGCUUCAACCAAGAACUUCAGCCUGGGAGAUUUCCUCAUUUUCAACACAGAUAACAAUCAUUCAGUAAUCCAAACAUACAAUUUCACAACCUACAAGCUUUGUGAUUAUGAGGAUGCCCUAGACAAUGACACAAUCCAAUGGUCAUCAGAUGAUCCUUCAUCCCCUACCCCACACCUUGUUUCUGUUGCAGUUCCUCUUGUCAAAUUGGGAAUGACUUAUUUUUUCUCAAGAUUACCACCAAGUUUAAAGACAUCGUCUGGCGAUUCUCCUGCCCCGAUCAGUCCAGAAUUUGGCGACGACGAGUCAGCACCGGCGACAUUAGUUCCAUCUAAUUUUGAUAAUCCUAAGGAUACCAGUGAUGAUUCAGCAGAACCAUCUGAGUCUGUUCCUUUGUUUGCUAUUUCAAGGCUCUUUGGUGUUCAAUUUCACAUUCAUGUCCAACAAAAAAUCUUCUUUCUCUCCGCCGCCGCCGCCCGUAGCGGGGUUACCGUCGCCUGGUCCGAUAUCCUCCUCCUCUGUGCCGCCACUCAAACCCUUUCCCAAACCCAACAAAUCCACGCACAGGCCAUCCUUCACGGCCAUCUCCCCCGCAGCGUUUCCAUUUCCUCAGCCCUCAUCCUCUCUUACGCCAACUUUUAUUCCUACCCUUCCACCCUCGACGCUCUCUUCUCUCAGACCCUCCCUUUUUCUCGCUCCGCUUUCCUCCAUAACACUCUCAUCAGGGCAUACACUGUUCUAGCCAGUGGGUCCCAGAAAAGCUACAUAGAUGCUGCUCCUGGGUUUUUAAUAUACAAUGACUUGUUCAGGAACACUGGUUUCCCGCCAGAUGAUCACACAUUUCCUUUUGUACUGAAGCUUUGUGCGGAUUUUUUAGAAAGAGCAAAAGGGUUAGAAGUACACGGGAUGUUGAUCAAGACUAGGUUUAAUGAUGAUGUGUUUGUAAAUAACACCCUUCUUCUGUUUUAUGGGAAUUGUAGGGAUUUGGGUAGUGUUGAGAAACUGUUCGACGAAAUGCCUAAAAGAGACUUGAUCACAUGGAAUACCGUUAUUCGGGUAUUUUCAGACAACGGAUGUUGGUUGGAAACUGUUAGGUUGUUCAAGGACAUGGUUUUGGUGUCCAGGUUUAGACCUAAUGUGGUCACUAUUGUGAGUGUGUUGCCUGUAUGUGCGGGGCUCGAGGAUGUAAAUUUAGUUAGUUCGGUUCAUUGUUACGUCUUCAAGGUUGGUUUGGAUGGUGAAGUGAGGAUUGGCAAUGCGAUGGUCGAUGCUUAUGGGAAGUGUGGGAAUGUUGAGGCUUUAAAUGGGGUGUUUGAUGAAAUGGUUGAAAGGAAUGAAAUGGACCUGAAGAAUGUAGUAUCGUGGAAUUCCAUGAUCGGUAACUUCGCUCAAAAUGGGAGAGAGUUGGAAGCUAUAGAACUUGUUAGGGAAAUGCAAGCUCAUGGUGAAAUUCCUAACUCUGUUACUUUGACAAAUGUUCUUCCUGCAUGUGCCCGACUAGGUUCUCUUCACUGGGGAAAGGAAAUACAUGCCAGGACAAUCAGGAAAGGGUCUGCCUUUGAAUUAUUUGUCUCAAACGCAUUAACAGACAUGUAUGCUAAAUGUGGCUGCCCAGAUCUUGCUCAAAACGUAUUUGAUACAUCUCUCAGAGAUGAAGUAUCCUAUAAUAUAUUAAUCACAGGCUAUUCUCAGACAAGUGAGUGUCACAAUUCUCUUAGCCUGUUUUCAGAAAUGGAACUGGUGGGGAUGAAACAGGAUAUAGUUUCCUACAUGGGAGUACUCACCGCGUGUGCAAACAUGUCGGCAAUCAGAAAAGGAAAGGAGGUCCAUGCAUUUGCAAUGAAAAGGAUGUCAUUUUACACCACUGCCAGUCCACCAAGUAGGUUGCUUUCUCAAUCAAACAAGACAAGAAUCAGAAACAUGCAAGUUUCCCAACAGACAAGUUCAAGUGAGUUCCCUACCAGCAUUUUUUUGCAUGUCCCGAGCAGACCAUUUGAGUAA